Molecule: messenger RNA, 1051 nt
Organism: Vitis vinifera (wine grape)
Lineage: Eukaryota; Viridiplantae; Streptophyta; Magnoliopsida; Vitales; Vitaceae
Product: chromatin structure-remodeling complex protein BSH
Exons: 10
Coding region: 73-804 (243 amino acids)
Biological process (GO): chromatin remodeling; regulation of transcription by RNA polymerase II
Cellular component (GO): nuclear chromosome; nucleus
Molecular function (GO): transcription coregulator activity
Source: RefSeq, a predicted model, not a curated record
AUUUCUUAGAAUGGAGAAAGUAGAACUGUAGUAUAGUUUGGAGGAGAGUUUGCCGACGACCCAAAACCCAGGAUGAAGCCCCUGCCCUCAACAUCUUCCAAAAACCCUGUCAAGUUUAGAAUGCCUACUGCAGAUAAUUUAGUUCCAAUUCGUUUGGACAUUGAGAUCGAUGGCCACCGCUUCAAAGAUGCCUUUACUUGGAACCCUUCUGACCCUGACUCAGAGGUGGUGGUGUUUGCAAAAAGGACAGUAAAAGAUUUGAAGCUUCCUCCAGCAUUCAUAACACAAAUUGCUCAAUCCAUUCAAUCACAGCUUGCAGAAUUUCGAUCAUUUGAAGGGCAAGAUAUGCAAACUGGCGAGAAGAUUGUUCCAAUCAAGCUUGACCUUCGUGUAAAUCAUACUCUCAUAAAGGAUCAGUUUUUGUGGGAUUUGAACAACUUUGAGAGUGAUCCUGAAGAGUUUGCAAGAACUUUCUGCAAAGAUUUGGGGGUUGAGGACCCUGAAGUUGGACCUGCAAUUGCUGUUGCAAUCAGAGAACAGCUAUACGAGAUUGCAAUUCAAAGUGUAACUUCAGCAAGAGAAACCAGAAUAAGUAAGAAGGGCCGCAGAGGAGCAGAACAUAUCCCAGCUAGCAAAGCAAGUGGGACUGCAUUGGAUUUGAUGAAGUUGUUUGGUAACAAGUCAAGCAUCAUUCGGAAAAGAAGAGAAUGGGAUGUAUAUGAACCCAUUGUUGAUAUUCUGUCAAAUGAGGAAGUGGAUGUCCUUGAAGCAAGAGAAGACAGGAAUGCUCGGAGAAUUGACUAAGUUAUACAUUUAGGGUGUGUGAGUAGAUAUUUUGAGCAAUAUAUUUGUGGAUUAGGAGUUGUAAUUUUUCUUAGAAAGCUUUUAACAUUAUGUAGUUCAGAAACUAGACUAUUGAACCCUGUCAAUCCAAAGGUCCAGCAUGUUAGAAUGGUGAGUGAUUGCCCCUUUGUGUUUUCUUGUACAUUCUGUAGCUUGAAAUUUGUAAAAGAGGUUUGGCAACAAGGUGGAUGACCAUUUCAUUUUUUUU